Molecule: messenger RNA, 3772 nt
Organism: Pygocentrus nattereri (red-bellied piranha)
Lineage: Eukaryota; Metazoa; Chordata; Actinopteri; Characiformes; Serrasalmidae
Product: toll-like receptor 13
Exons: 1
Coding region: 210-2795 (861 amino acids)
Biological process (GO): toll-like receptor signaling pathway; immune response; inflammatory response
Cellular component (GO): membrane
Molecular function (GO): protein binding; transmembrane signaling receptor activity
Source: RefSeq, a predicted model, not a curated record
CAUGAAGUCUCUGGUGUACCUGAUAGCCCUUGUGCUUUACAACACCAAUAUGCAAGGAUGGCAACUGAAAAAAUGCAAAACUGACAAAUUUGCUGAGAUAUACUCCGUUUGUUCUGGCAGUCAGGCUGCUUUUUUUUAGCGACCAUGUCACAGAUAUCAAAGUGGAUACUGCUGGUCUUCCAUCUGACAUUCAAAACCUGUGUAUCACCAUGGAAAGAGGCAAACCACAUGGAUCUCUUGUUAAUGGCUCUUUUUCACACUUCACUUCUCUGGAGUACCUUCAGAUCUUCGGCUGUUUUGCUCACAUUCAUCCUGGAGCAUUUCGGGGACUUUCCAACCUGAGAAGAUUAGACCUUCAGGCUGAAAAAUGUUGUGAGAUUGUAAUGUCACGUCAGGUUUUUAAGGACCUUCCUCAGCUGAAGGAACUGAAUAUUGCCCUUUUAAAUCUGUCAGCAGUGGCAACUGAUAUAUUUUAUGAUCUUGCCCAAAUGGAGAAAAUUUCUUUUUAUAAUCUAUGCAGUUCUGUCUUUUCGAAACUAAUAUGUGUAAUAAUAAAUUUAACAUCUUUAAACGAGUUUGUUUUUAGAACAAACGAGGAGGAGACAUUAGAAUACCCUAACUGCACCCAUAAAAAUGAAUCUGUUUUUCCACGUAUCUUAGUAGCCAAGCUAUUUUUUUCCAGAAUUAAACAUUUUCAUCAGGGAGCACUGGACCUUUUUCAAAACCUGUCUAAUUUAGAAUUUAGUUAUAAUGACAAGUUACUCAGUUGCCUUCCCAGAUCUGGUGUCAAGAGUGUAGAUGUGUUCCGUUAUUGUACUGACAUGCUUGUUGUGGAAGAUGUUUGCAUGGUUGUGUCCAAAUUGUCAACUAAAAACCUUACAUUAUAUUUCCAAACUGCUAGUAACUUCUCACAGUUUAAGAAUGAUAAUUGCACUGUACUUAAACAGUUGAUUAUUAAGGCAGGUAAGACACAACCUAUGAACUUGAGCUUCAUCUAUUUUAUGACAAACCUUACUACCUUAGAAAUUGAUGGCGAAGGAUUGGAUACAUCACAUUUCAGAGCUAUUUGUACCUCGCCAUUGAAGGUCACUCAGCUGACUGAGUUAACUGUUAAGUCAGCUUCAGUCAGUAAGAUAUUUAGCCAUCAGUUCAGUUGUUUAGUUAAUCUUAAAAUGUUGAAUAUAACGUGUUGUUCUGUCUCUGAAAUUGAACCUUUUGCUUUUAUGGAAUUAGUCUCAUUAAGGAUCCUGAACCUCCAGUAUAACAACAUCAGUGUGAUUAGUGCUUAUGUUUUUGAUGGGUUGUACAACAUUUUGGUGCUGGACCUUAAGAAUAACCCAUUGUUUCGGAUUGAAGAAAUGGCAUUCCGACAUCUUCUGAAUCUUCAAGAAUUAUAUUUUAGUCACUUUAGAUCAUCGCCAACAGGCUUUGUAUUUAGAUGGAAUUUAACAGACAUAUUUGGUAGUAUUCCAAAACAGCUGGCCUAUCUGUACUAUGAGUAUAUAGUACCAAUGGAGCUGAUUAUUGGUUCGAACAUGACUUUAAACCAGAAGCUUACCUUGCAUGUUCGGUCAGUUACUUUGAGUAUUGAGGACUGUGGACGUCCAUUUUUUGAGUCAGUCACCACUCUUUUUGCAAGAACCAAACACGUCCUUUGUGGAUCGGAAUUCAUAGGGAAAUACAUUAAAAAUAUAGAGAACUUAUGGUAUUUGUCUCACUUUUCAGACAAAAUUGGAGAUUUGACAAGUCUUAAUGAGCUUGUUCACCUCAAGGUAUUGAGACUUGAUAAUAUGGACCUUUCAAAGCAGUCAAAUAUUGCUGUUAUGUUUCACAACCUGACAAAGCUGGAGAAGCUAAUGUUGUUUUACUGUAGACUUUUCAGUGUUGAUGGCACUUUAACAAAAGACUUGAAAUCACUGAGGUUUUUACAGCUGACAUUCCGGGAUUAUGUCACUGUAUAUAGUGGUUUUUUUGAACCUCUCACCAGUUUAAAGAAUUUAGGAAUAUAUGACCUUCAGCUCUUCUGCAAUUGUGAUAACGUUGACUUUUCCAAGUGGGUGAAGGAGAAUAAGAAAGUGCAGGUUGAAAUCAUGAAUCCAGAACUAGAUGAACUGCAGUGUUUAUCAAACAAUGGCUUAGACAGGCCCAAUUUACAGGUUUUUGGAAAGCAGAUCUGCUUUUUUGAGCUGGACUUUGUGCUCUUUGUUUUGACUUCACUGGGUGUGAUCUUCUUCAUGUUGGUAGUACUGAUACAAAGAAUAGCUGUGUAUUACAUUUAUUCCCUAUACCAUAUUGGUCGUGCCUGGUUUGAGCAAGCUGUGAGAAAAGACAGGAUGGUGCAAUACCACUAUGAUGCCUUUGUUUCUUACAGCAGUAAAGAUGAGAACUGGGUAGUGAAUGAGCUUUUGCCUAGCCUGGAGCAACGAGGACCACCCUUUCUUCGUCUUUGCCUACACAGCAGGGACUUCCAGCUGGGGAAGGACGUUGUGGAGAAUAUCACGGACAGCCUCUAUGAAAGUCGUUACACACUUUGUCUGGUCAGCCGCAAUUAUUUAUGCAGCCACUGGUGCUCUUUGGAGAUGCGUCUGGCAACCUGUCGGUUGCAGGUGGAACAUAAAGAUGUCCUCAUUCUGGUUUUCCUGGAGAAAAUCCCUUCCCACCUGUUGUCUGCGCAUCACAGGCUGGCUCGACUGGUGAAGUCAAGAACGUAUCUCGACUGGCCUCAGGACCCAAAUCAUCAUAAUGCAUUCUGGGAUAGACUGUGGGACAAACUGAAGCCUGACGCCGUGAUAUGAGGACAUGAAUGUUGUAGAUGACUGUGCAUUUAGACUAAGACAUAUAAAACACAUGCCCAAGUGCAUGAAGUGACCAGAAUCCCAAUAUGUGUCAUAUCCUGAUGUCUAAAAUUGGAAUUUAAUUGCUUGUCUUUGUGCUGUGUUUAUGUAAUUUGGGUUGGUUGAAAAAUUUGUGAUGAGCCUCUCACAAACAAGACUUUGUUUGAAUGGUAUGUGUAACUAAGGGAAAAAUAUAAAAUUAUUGAGUUUACUAUAUAUAUAUAUAUAUAUUUACUAUUAUGCACAUCUGUACUGUACAUAUAACUCCUAGUACAUAAGAUCAUUUUAUUAAAAGGCUGUAGGGACGAUGCAUCUUCAUACAAAACUACUUCUUCUUUUUCUAGUUUCUGUUCUUGUUUCCAUCGCUGUAUGAAAUGUCUGCUUUCUAUUUUUCGAGUUAUCUUGCUUGAACAGAAAAAGCAGUUCCAGGUCUUUUUUAUGUUUGCUAAUAGAGCCUACAUACUGUACUGUGCAACCAUUUAACAGAAAUUUACAGAAGGCUCAACAACAAAAUAUUUUUUUAGUUAGUUUGUCCACCCUUUGCCUUUAUUACUGCUCCUGUUCUUUUUUUGGGAGAUUUGCUUUCAGUUUUUCAUGUAAAUCUGCAGGUAUAUUUUUCCACACUUCCAAAUCUCAGGUUUAGAAGCUGGUUACUUCCAAAAACAUUCAGUAAUGUUGAUGUAUGGGCUGGGGGGUGGUCAAUCCACACCCGUAUCUUCUUUGAUUUGCAAUUUUUCUUCCUUUCUGAGAAAUAGCUUCUUGGGAACUACACAUCAUUUUAGACCCUUUAAAUUUGUUAAAUUUCAGGUUGGAUUUUAGCACAGCAUUGUAUCCCUAAGUAAAGGGUUUGUCUAGCUGAAAGACAACCCUAGCCUUUCUUUCCCUUUAUCCCUGUGAAAUACUGAUUAGGCCUAAUAAACUUUGGAGAAAAUUAUUGA